Molecule: messenger RNA, 601 nt
Organism: Conger conger (European conger)
Lineage: Eukaryota; Metazoa; Chordata; Actinopteri; Anguilliformes; Congridae
Product: cytochrome P450 2K3-like
Exons: 4
Coding region: 77-601 (174 amino acids)
Biological process (GO): xenobiotic metabolic process
Cellular component (GO): intracellular membrane-bounded organelle; cytoplasm
Molecular function (GO): heme binding; oxidoreductase activity, acting on paired donors, with incorporation or reduction of molecular oxygen, reduced flavin or flavoprotein as one donor, and incorporation of one atom of oxygen; iron ion binding
Source: RefSeq, a predicted model, not a curated record
CCUGGAAAAGACCCACCGGGACCCAGACCCCUGCCCCUCCUUGGGAACCUGCUCCAGCUGGACCUGCUCCAGCUCCAUGUGUCUCUCUGUGAGAGACUCCUGGAAGGAGAUGAGACGCUUCUCCCUCUCCACCCUGCAAGACUUUGGAAUGGGCAAGAGGGGGAGCGAGGAGAAGAUCAUCGAGGAAUCAUGGCACCUCAUCGAGGUGUUUGCAAAUUUUAAAGGUGAGCCUUUUGACACCACUAAGCCACUGAAUUAUUCCAACAUAAUCUGCUCCAUUGUGUACGGCAGCCGCUUUGACUACAGUGACCCCGCCUUCCAAAAAAUGGUCGACAGGAACAACACAUUUAUCCACCUGUGUGGUUCAGCUGAAAUACUGGUGUACAACAUGUUCCCCUGGCUGCGCUGGUGUUGUAGCCGGUGGCUGGUGAAUCGGGCACAGAUUUUUAAGGACAACGAUGACAACAUUGACGAGAUUAAGGGGCUGGUGCAGGGACUGAAGGACACACUCAACCCCCAGGAUCUCAGGGGAUUUGUGGACUCCUUCCUAGUUCAGCAGCAGGAGGUAUGGAAAGGCAGAACUGGACCGUGGCUCAGUUGA